ACUUGGUUUGGCUCGAAAAAGACGUAAAAAGUGGAAAUUUAUCAACUUAUUAAUUGAACAAUUUCGUGAUAAAAGCAAAUUAGAAUCGUUUGCAUCUUCCACCGUCAUUCCCGCUGGAAAAGUAACCGUACCCGGCUGUUCAAACUGCGCAAACCGUAGAAAACUGCAGCCAGAUCCAGAAACGCCGGGGCUGAAAGACCGGAAAAGGAUUCUACCUUUUUCUUUAUCUAAGAAGGAUCCUUUUGCCCCGGGAACCAAUCAACCAAAGAGCCCAAAAAUCUCCGAGAACCAAAAAUCCCAGAAGAAAUCCGGUUGUCUCGAACGGAAACCAACGGAAACUCCUCCUAGGAGUGUUAAGGUUUGUAAUUCCGCAAGAACCUGUUGCUUUGACGAUCGAAUUCCCCUUUCAAUAACCAUCUCGGAAAGCUCUGCUGCAAUUAAGAUUACGGAUACCGUUUUUAGCUACCAAACAGAUCGAAAAGAUCCGGCUUAACUCAAAUCGGGAAUAUCCGUAUCGGGACGCCGGGUAGAGAAUGUCCUUUCGAAAAUUGUUAUGAAAGAACUGUUCUUUAGGGCGAUGAAUUAGUGAAACAUCUUAGUUUUAUGUUAUUGAAUGCAGCUGCUAAUAUUCCGAGAAGAGUUUAAUGCUGGUGAAUUGGUGUUGCUGUUGUAUAAGCAAUAAGCAAGAGUGCAUAAAAAUUUGAUAACAUUAGCAAAUUGCAUUUAACUAGUUAUCCUUAUAUCUUCAAAGAACAAGUCAAUGGCCUAAUGGUGAGAAAAAGAUAAAGUUGAAAUUGUAAUCUGGAAACAUUAAAGUUGAAAAAAGGCCUGAUUUAAAUUCUGAAAUUCUCAUGUGAAAAGAGCAGAACUAGGUUUUGCGACGAUCUGUUGCGGAGGCAUGUGGAUUUUACCAGCAGUUGGAAGCUGGAAUCAAUAGCCGUACUGGGGUGCAUAAAAAAAUGUCUACCCGGUUUUGCAGGCGUUUUUCUGCAGAAGCAUCCAAAAAAGUGUGCACAAAAUGGAAAAGUGUCGUUGGACUGGAGGUGCACGCACAAAUCAACACGAAGACAAAACUUUUCUCCGGUGCAAAAUCGGAAUUCGGUUCAGCGGUGAAUUCGUGUGUAUCCUUGUUCGACGCCUCGAUUCCCGGCACUUUGCCGGUGCUGAACAGAAACGCCGUAGAACUGGGAGUCCAGACGGCACUGGCGCUAGGAUGUAAGCUGAACGCGGUUUCGAUGUUUGAUCGCAAACAUUAUUUCUACGCCGAUUUGCCUGCCGGUUACCAAAUCACUCAGCAACGAGCCCCCCUUGCUCGCAGAGGAUCACUCAUGUUUCCCGUGUUCGUGCCAGGCGUUAGUAGAAGUCCAUACUACAAGACGGCUCGAAUCCACCAGCUGCAACUGGAGCAAGACUCGGGAAAAUCGUUGCACGAUCCCGUCGAGAGAAAAAGUUUAGUGGACCUUAAUCGCGCCGGUGUACCUCUCAUGGAAGUGGUUUUCGAACCGGACUUGGAAACUGGCGAAGAAGCGGCGGCUUUAGUGAAGGAGUUAAUUUUGAUACUAACUCGGUUGAAUAGCUGUUCGUGUCGGAUGGAAGAGGGUGCAUUACGUGUAGAUGCAAAUAUAUCAAUUCAUGAGGAAAACACCGCACUCGGGACGAGAACAGAAGUAAAAAACAUUGGUUCAGUGCGAGCCGUGGCACAAGCGGUGGAUUACGAAAUAAAACGCCAAAUUGGUAUUUUAAACAACGGAGGAAUUAUUCACAAUGAAACGCGAGCAUGGGAUGCUGCUGCGCGUGUUACGGUACCAAUGAGAGACAAAGAGGUAGUGCAGGAUUAUCGGUUUAUGCCGGAGCCCAAUCUGCCACCGUUACACCUGAAAAUCAGCGAAGACUCAACUAACCCUGACUCGGAACAGGGGGAUGUGAUUGAUGUCCCUAAAAUGAGACAUUUACUCCCAGAGUUACCCGAGGAAACGCGCCAAAGAAUGAUUGCUGAGCAUCGCCUCACACCGAUAAUCGCUAUGACGCUUGUUAACGAAUUAAACCUUUACGACCACUUUCGCAGCAUACUCCAAGAGCACGGUAGCAGGCUUUCGUCCAAGUUGGUAGCAAAUUUUCUUAUUAAUGACUAUAUUACCAUUUUGAAUCGCAACAAAAUGGAACCUUCUUCGUGUACGAUCACGUCCUCGCAGCUGGCCAGGAUUGUCGAUUUGUUGCAGCAAAACCGACUGAACGCGCACUACGCACGAGCAGUACUGCAGAAACUGGUGGAUACGAAGGAAGGAGAAGCAUCGCAAAUAUGUCCAGAAGCGAUCGUGAGAUCAAAUAAUUGGUUUCUCAUUACGGAGGAGUCGCAAAUUAAGCAGUACCUUCGUCAAGCCGUUGAUGCUAAUCCUCAGUUGGUGGCAAAAUAUCGCAAAGGAAAGGACAAAAUGCUGUAUGCGCUGGCUGGUGAGGUGGCGAAGACUAGUGAGCAAAAGAUUGACAUGGCUAGAGCAGUGGAACUGUUGAAGGAAAUGUUAAAAUCAGGAUGAAGAACGGAUACAUGGGAGCAUUAGAACAUAAUAAAGAGAUA
Messenger RNA from Anopheles darlingi, 2575 nucleotides. It is a transcript of the gene GatB, whose product is annotated as glutamyl-tRNA(Gln) amidotransferase subunit B, mitochondrial. The record is from RefSeq and is a predicted model, not a curated record. Gene Ontology annotation, biological process: glutaminyl-tRNAGln biosynthesis via transamidation; mitochondrial translation. The transcript has 5 exons. Lineage: Eukaryota; Metazoa; Arthropoda; Insecta; Diptera; Culicidae. Gene Ontology annotation, molecular function: glutaminyl-tRNA synthase (glutamine-hydrolyzing) activity. Bases 960 to 2534 code for a protein of 524 amino acids.